AUGUCAACGGAAGUUAUGGACAAAGUGUUAAAUCACAUUAAUGAUUGUUAUCAAUAUUCAGUAGAUACUGAAAGUGAAAUAUCAAACCAUGAAUUAUCUAUUAUACAAUUUCAUACAAUUCCUCGUACAUUACCAUCACAAGUACUUAUUAUCGAACUAUCACAAUUACCAAAUCGGGACUCUCACUUAUCACGUAAUGAAAUAUACUCAUGGGGGGGACAUGAACCUCGAACUUGA
Rotaria sordida is the source of this 237-nucleotide messenger RNA. Lineage: Eukaryota; Metazoa; Rotifera; Eurotatoria; Philodinida; Philodinidae. The record is from the annotation of a GenBank genome assembly.